GUGAGGAGCAAAAAGUCUUUGGCUGUAGUUAUGUUGACUAAAAUAGAUUAUUGAAAUAGAUUGGACUCUGAUUUGUUCCAAAUAACAUCAACAUUUUGAUGAUGAAUUCGAAGCAUGUAAAUACGAACUACACGUUAAAAAAAUAAACGAGAAAUAUCAGGGUUCAAGAUGGCGUGUAGAGUUCAUCCGUGAAUGUCCUGUCCGAUCGAAAGGGGGAAAGUUUUCAUCACAAUAAUUCUCACGUCUACCGUACAGGUUUCCAGGGCCCGUUGUCUCUCUCAGGUGGCCGCACACAUGCAUACAGCCUCAUGGUAAUGGGGAAAUGGAGUGGUUUCCUGUAGUAAUUCACAAGUGAGAGACUACCAAAGGAAGACAAAGAAACGACACAAAAAAAAUCCCCACUGUUUGGAACCAUUUGCCGCCCUUGUAAUUCUUCCGACUUUCCUGGGUCAAAGGUCAAGAGCUUCCAGUACCACCAUGUCCCAACCCAGAGAUUCUGCGAUGCUGUCAGUCGCUCCGUACUGUGAUGAUGACAGGCCGCGGGCCCGGUCUAUGCCCGAGGCGAGAACGCUCCCUAUUAUUAAGGAGUCUACUAUCGGAGGAAGCCACGAAUCUGUGAACAUUGAGGCCCAUUUCAACAGCAUGCAUCUGAAAGAAGAUGUGGCCAGUGGUCAGGUACCCGCUGGGCCCGGUGAGCUGCCCAGCCGGCUGAACCCAGAGGCUGCCCGGCAGCUGCAGAACGAGCUGAUUGAGCUGCAGCAACAGCAGCAGUGGCAGCAGCAGCUGCUGAUCAGUCAGUUCAAGCAGCGACAGGAACAGCUAGCCAAGCAGCAUCAACAGCAGCAGCAUGAACUCAUACGGUUUCCCCUUGUCCAAUUUGCAUCACAGCAACAAAUCCAGCACGACCGCAUGAUCCUGGCGCAGCAGCAACAGCAGCAGCAGCAGCAGCUGGAGGCCCAGAAGGCCCAGCAGAAGCAGCAGCAGCUGAAACAACUGCUGGCCAAGAAAGACAAACCAAGCGCCAACCCGUCCGAAGAAGUCAAGGAGAAGCUGCAGAAGUUCCUGCUGGACCGCAAGCAGCGUAGCGAGAUGGCCGCCAGCGGGGGUCACAACCACUCCCCACCCCAGGCCUACCGCCAGUGGUCCAUGGCCAACCGUAGCCCCCACGGCUCCAUGGAUCACCACUCCCCUCCCCAUAACAUCUCCGCCCACUACCAGCCCAUGUUUGGACAGUACGACAGUAACUUCCCACUGCGAAAGACAGCCUCGGACUCCAACCUGAAGGUUCGUUCCCGCCUGAAGGAGAAGGUAACCGAGAGGCGGAGCCACGGCAGCCCCCUCCCACGUCGACGGGACGGGUCCGGAAGCCUCAAGAGGAAGCCAUUAACAGUUGACACCUCUCCAUCAAGUAGUACUCCUGGCUCGGGGCCCAGCUCACCCCUCAGUGGCGGCGACGGAGCCAAUGGUCUUGCAGCAGCUGCCAUGCCAGAGGACGUAAGCAGCUACCUGCUGCUGAAGCGCAUGUACAGCAACAGCACCAGCGACGUCAACCUCUACACCUCGCCGUCCCUGCCCAACAUCUCCCUGGGCCUGCCGCCGCCCGCCGGCUCAUCCCAGCACUCGCCGCAGAUGCAAACCGCAGGCAAGCCACCGAUGAACGACGGGAUGCGUAUCAAGAACCCGCUGCCAGGCGGACCGGUCAUCGCCCCUGCCUUCAUACCCACCGCACAGCCAGGUACCAUUCUGCCCACCGGCGUGCCGCCAGCAGCCAUGCUGGGUGGUAUGCCCCUUCAUGAGGCCAACUCCAUGAGUUUGUUAGGAGGUGGUGCCGUCGCCCAGAGAUUAAUAAGACCUAUCCACAGGCCCCUAGCCCGGACCCAGUCGGCCCCCUUACCCACCAGCCAGCAACGCGCCCAGCUGCACCCGCAGCAGCAGCAGCAGAUUAUGAUGCAGCAGCAACACCAACACCAGCAGCAUCAGCAGUUCCUGCAGCAGCAGCAGCAGCAACUCAUGGCGCUGCAGCAAAGACAGCAGCAGGAGGAUGCGGCUGCCGAGAAGGAGGCAGAGGAGGCGGAGCACAAGCAGGUGCAGAGCCUGCCGCUCAAGAACAUCACGGAGAUCAAGCAGGAACCUAUAGACAUAGAGGAAGAAGAUGAGGAGGAAGAGGAACGCUUACAACUACAACAGGAGCAAGAAGAAUUAAUGCGACAACAAUCACUCGGAUGCCUGCGUCUGACAGGAACAGAAAUGUUGCCCGGUAGCCGGCCCACCGGUGGUAGCCGGCCCGCCGGUAGCGGGCACCGGCCCCUGUCCCGAGCCCAGAGCUCCCCGGCCGCAGCCAAUCAUCCGGCCGCGCUGGGACCCACGGACCACCAUCUCCAUCUCCACCAUCACCACCAACACAACCUUCCCCUACAUCACCACCACAUCAAACAUUUGUUCACCACAGGCCUUGCCUACGAUACACUGAUGUUGAAGCAUCAGUGUACGUGCGGCAACAACGCCGCACAUCCCGAACACCCUGGGAGGUUGCAGAGCAUCUGGGCACGUCUACAGGAGACGGGCAUCGCCAAUAGAUGCGAGCGCAUUCGAACCAGAAAAGCUACUUUAGAUGAACUCCAGUCUUGCCAUAGUGAGGGUUACGUCCUAUUUUACGGCACCAGCCAACCCAACAGAUCCAAGAUAGACAGCAAGAAACUAGCCUGUAUUCCUAAGCUGAACUUUACCUGGCUGCCCUGCGGAGGCUUGGGUGUCGACAACGACACUGUCUGGAACGACAUGCACUCACCGAGUGCUGCCAGAAUUGCUGCUGGCUCCGUCAUUGAGCUAGCAUUCAAGGUCGCCGCCGGUGAGCUCAAGAACGGUUUUGCCGUGGUGCGUCCGCCGGGCCACCACGCCGAGACCUCCCAGGCCAUGGGAUUUUGCUUCUUCAACUCCGUGGCCGUGGCCGCCAAGCAGCUGCGCCUCAAGCUCAAGCUCAACAAGAUCUUGAUUGUGGAUUGGGAUGUUCACCAUGGCAACUCGACCCAGAAGAUUUUCUACGAGGAUCCCCACGUUCUCUACAUCUCCUUGCAUCGUCACGACGAGGGCAACUUCUUCCCGGGGACUGGCGCUCCGGACGAGUGCGGAUGUGGUGCUGGCCUGGGCUACAACGUCAACAUUGCCUUCCACGGCAACUUGGACCCGCCGAUGGGCGACACAGAAUACUUGGCCGCAUUCAGGUCUGUGGUGCUACCUAUUGCCCGCGAGUUCUCCCCUGAUGUGGUCCUGGUCUCGGCAGGGUUUGACGCCGCUGAGGGACACGCUAACCCCCUAGGGGGCUACCUGGUCACCCCUGCCUGUUUUGGCUACAUGACGCGUCAGCUGAUGACCCUAGCCGGCGGCCGGGUGGUCCUAGCCCUAGAAGGCGGCUACGACCUGCCGGCCAUCUGCGACUCAUCGGAGGUCUGCUCACAGGUCCUGCUCGGGGAGGAGGGACCGCAGCUGAGCGAACGAGCCAUGAAAUCACUGCCCAACGACAAGGCGGUGGAGUGUCUGCAGCGCGUCAUACAAACACAAUCUGAGUACUGGACCAGCGUGCGAGCCAUGGGUCCCUUAGUCACCUGCUCAGCCCAGGAAUCCAACCAGCUACUCCAACGAGAGAAAGACGAAGCUGAGACUGUCACUGCCAUGGCGUUACUCUCAGUCCGACAGAAAGCAAGAUCAGAGCCAAUGGAGGAAGACUACAAAGAUGAGUCGUAGUCAAUCACUGUCAGAAGGUGAAACACCGCCCUCUAGUGUUGGGCAGUAGCCAGUCGGCUUAUCGUUGCUGAUGUAAAGAGUUUCAGAGACCGUUCUGAAACAGUUUGAGUACCUCAAGGAAGCUGCAGUCACGCCUCAGUGGAUGGUUGUCAAAUGCCGUUUCAUGCGUGGUUCAGUCCUGAUGAAAUCUGUACACGAAACAGCUUUGAAGAGUUUUCAUCAUCAGAUGCCUGUUUGUGCAGAUGAUAAACUUUUCAGGUUAAAAUCGUCAUGACAAACCAAUCCUACCUGGGGUAGAGAGAAACUCGUGUUAUUUAUGUUGUGGGGACCAAUAUUUUUGCAGUGUACCACGGGAAACUACACUUGUUUUAAAAAAAGUAAACGUAUAUUUUGAAAUAUGUCUUGUCAUAAACACAAAGUGACCUCCGUGCUCGUUGAACGUAUCGUAAUGAGUUUUAUCAUUGUGUGAUGCUGUUGGUACGAUUGUACAAAAAAAACACCAAAAUUAUGAAUCGUGUUUACGCUUGUGCUGUAUCAAAUAAUGGUCGUUGAAUAAAAAAAAAAGUAUUACAAAUAUUUACAUAUAAACUUGUUUCUUCGGCUGUGUGUAUAGAUAUAUUCUGAUAUUUUUCGCUGUGUCCGCAUGUAAGUGCUGCAACAUAAUCGUGCCCAAUUUGUCAUUUUUUCUUUUCUUUUUUCCCUCAUCUUCAGAGGGAAAAAAUGUUAAAUGUGUUGUAUGAUAGGAAAGCAGUGAUUUGCUUCUCGUGUAUGUAAUGUAUAAAUGGAGAUGAUUCAAUGCUGAAUUCUAUUGCAGUCCAACUUGUUAUGGUGGCCGCCAGAAUUUGGAGGCCAGCGGCCAAUUGUGGCCUGCAUUUUGUAGUCCUAAAUAAAGACUCAAAUUUAGUGACCUUGCCUUUUUUGACAACUGGCCAUUAUCAUUAUCCACUUUGCAUUUUUGGCCACCUUCAGAAUUGCUGGCCAGCUUAAAAGUGUCGGCCAACUUAUGGCCACCAGGCCAAAUUUUGCCACAGUUACUGGCCACGUUGGCCGCUGGUUGCCAAAAGUGAAGCCAUUAAUAUUCUGUCGCUUCAGAGCCGUUCUGAACGUCAGUGCACUGUUGGUCGCCGCCUGGCCACUUUUAGACAAAAAUGCAUUAUUGGCCACUUUAAUAGCCAUUAUUUGCUUACAGGCCAAAGUGGCCUUCAACUGGCCACUGUGGGCCACCAGACCUAAGUUGGACUUUAAAAAUCCUACUGUACAGAUAUCUUAAAUCUAUUUUUUUCUCUUUCUCCAUCUAAAUGCUGUACAGUCCCCCGACGUACACUAUUCCGGGGUGAACUGUCUUCUUUAAAACUAUUUUUGUUUUCUUCGGAUAUUUUAACAAAAGAUUUAAAAAAAACAAAAAGACUGUAAAUAGUGUUGUACAUAUGUCUUAUGAAGGCCGUACUUUUUGAUGGAAAACUUUGUGCUGCUGACGAAAAAAAAAAGCUUAACUGAAAAGUACUAAAAUUAAAGUUUAGAAGAAAGAAAAACCACGGCAGCAGAUUCUAUCCAGAAAGUGUGGCCAGAUGCGGACACUCUCAAAAGAAUUAAAUAAUUAUUUGCAUCUAAUGACACUGAGCAAGCUGACUUUGAUUUGGUUUGGAGCUCGUGUUUCUGCAUGUGCAUAGUUUUUCAGCUUUCGUGUGGAUAUACGAAAAAAGCUACUACAUGUACCGAUGUUCAAGUUUACUUAAAACAGAAAAGGAAUACACCACCUCUAGAUUUUUUUAAAAAAUGCAACUGGCUAAGAAACAUUGAUUCAUUAUUUUUUGAAGUGAGAUAUUGGAUCUGGAAGAAGUGUGUUCAAGCACUUUUUAGUAAAGGAAUCAUUCACUCGAAAUAGAAAAAAGAUUUGAAUUGAAGAAUUGUUUCUAAUGUGUCAAACCCAUGUUGCUUUGGAAAUCUGAAAACGGUAAAUUUUGGGAGUAAAACUCAUCCAAAAAAAGGGAAAACAACUAAAGAGUCACACUUUUGCUCUUGAAUGAUUUGAACCAGACAACAAUGCAAGCGUUGAAUAUACCAUCCAGACAACUUUACUAACUUGGCAAAAGUCAGAAUAAAAAACUGAAAUUGAUGCGUGUUGUAGGACUCAAGCAUGCACAAACUACAUGACUGGGUUUUUUUUUAUUAAGUAUAAUAAAAUUCAACAGUAAAACUUUUGACUUUGUGGCUUGAAAAUGUGUGGUUAAUAAUUAUAAGUGUUUUCUGAACCUUUUCAAACCUGGAAAAAAAAGAAGAUUUUUAUCGUAAUUAUUUUUGGAGAAUUAUUUGAAAUGUUUGUGUUGCCGUCUUGAAAUACACCUUUUUAUUGUCCCUGUAUGUUGUAAAGUUUUAUCCCCUACGAAUGUUAUGUGUUUAAUACGUUAUGUUGUGAAUUAGUGCAUCAUGUAUGCAGGCAUUGAAGGAAAAAACAGGGUCAUGAAAUAGUUGCAGGGAAUUUUUUCCAAACUCUGACAAGCCUGUCAAGUUUUAAUCAUGAACGGAAAAAUAUCUUAAUAAUUUCCUCCUGUUUGAAAAGAUAUUUCCAUUAGUUUCGAAAAUGUUUCAUUGGCUUCCAUUCUAUACUUUUGUUAAAACCUAGAAAUGAAUGUCAGACUUUACCCUUUUCGUUGAGGGAAAACGUUUGAUUUUAACUUCAGUGGUUUUUACCCUAAAUUUAUUUUAAAAAACCCAGUUAGGUAAAAAAUGAAGUCACAGUUUCUGUCCAACAUCAAUACUCUGAUAAGCUGGUAUGUUGCAAAUUUUAAAAUUAAUUUGCC
Patiria miniata (bat star) is the source of this 6542-nucleotide messenger RNA. Its product is annotated as histone deacetylase 4-like. The transcript has 27 exons. Gene Ontology annotation, biological process: chromatin organization; negative regulation of transcription by RNA polymerase II. Bases 478 to 3741 code for a protein of 1087 amino acids. NCBI's taxonomy places the organism in Eukaryota, Metazoa, Echinodermata, Asteroidea, Valvatida, Asterinidae. The record is from RefSeq and is a predicted model, not a curated record. Gene Ontology annotation, molecular function: histone deacetylase activity. Gene Ontology annotation, cellular component: histone deacetylase complex.